Messenger RNA from Suillus subaureus, 1164 nucleotides. RefSeq lists its product as uncharacterized. The coding region runs from base 158 to 700 and encodes 180 amino acids. The transcript is spliced from 4 exons. NCBI's taxonomy places the organism in Eukaryota, Fungi, Basidiomycota, Agaricomycetes, Boletales, Suillaceae. The record is from RefSeq and is a predicted model, not a curated record.
AGCGAGCACAGUGAGUGCUGAAAGACACCAUCUACUUUCCGUUGCACUCGGCGGCGUAAGUUCAAAGUAACCUGCAUUAACUCUUGGCGCCGAGAGGAUGAAAUGAACGGGCGAUUUAAUACGGGUCAGGAAAGUGGACAGGAUACCACCUCGCAUCAUGGAUGCUACCGAUUCUAGCACCUCCUUGUCAUUUGAAGUUGCAGCAUUCAAUGCGUCCAUCAUCGUUGGACCGGUGGUGUUGGGUACACUCGUUGACACCUGCCUCUUCGGCUGUCUCGUCAUCCAGACUUAUGUGUAUUAUGCGAAUUUCGCCAACGACCAUCGAGCGAUUAAGUUCACGGUAGCAGCAGUCUUCGCAACACAAAUUGCGCAUGUAAUGUGCGUAUCGGCGACACUAUGGAACACUGCUGUCAGCGCAUACGACGACCCUUCGAAACUUCAGAUACUCCCAUUGGCAGCUGCCGCAACUAUCCUCUUCACCGGGAUUACAGGGGCACUCGUUGAAGUAAGAUUCCUCGUCGAAAUUGAUAGUGAUACUCACCUGCACCUAGUCGUACUUUGUUUUUCGACUAUGGAAGGUGUCGAAAAAACUUCUUCUUCCCUUUCUCUCCCUGGUGCUCUGUGUAAUAGCUCAGGUUGUCUCCCUUGUGAUCACGGUGCAAGCUUUCAAAACAACAAGCGUUGCGAUGUUCGAAAUUGAUCAAAACAUGUCGAUCACGCUUGCGCUCACUUCGCGUGUGCUCUGUGAUUUGAUGCUCACCUUGUCCAUGGCGUGGUACUUGAAGAAGCAGUGGUCGGAAUAUCCAAGGCAAGCUACAUUACUUCCAACUCGUGCCGCUGUAAUACUUUUGCAGGACCACGAACAUGAUUGACCGUUUGGUUCUGUGGACUAUUGGUGAGUACUGCGCUCAUUUUUCCGGAUGACUCACAUCCGAUCAAUCAUUCUGUAGAAACCGGUCUGAUAACCAGGUAUGAGGAAAGACGAUGAUUCUGGCGUGUUUAGACUGAAGUUAUGUUGAGCCUAGUUGCAGUACUUGUCAUAAGCUUCGUAAGAGAUCCCUUCUCAGACGCGCAGUACCAAACUGACUAAAAGAAUAUGCAGUUUCUAGCAAUGAAGCAGAAUUGUGAGUGAACCAAGAUCUCUUUCCUUCGCCGUGAACUAAA